Molecule: messenger RNA, 3532 nt
Organism: Amyelois transitella
Lineage: Eukaryota; Metazoa; Arthropoda; Insecta; Lepidoptera; Pyralidae
Gene: Mkk4
Product: dual specificity mitogen-activated protein kinase kinase 4
Exons: 8
Coding region: 176-1405 (409 amino acids)
Biological process (GO): protein phosphorylation; MAPK cascade
Molecular function (GO): JUN kinase kinase activity; ATP binding
Source: RefSeq, a predicted model, not a curated record
AGGUUUCUGUGUCGUUUAUAAAAUGCUAACAUUUACGGCUACUUCGUUGAUGUAUAUUAUGAAAACGUGACAAAAUUUAUUGUUCUGUUUUUCAAAUGGAUCAUUUGGAAUUAUUUUCUUACACCAAAGAUUAGUAAAAAGAAAUUGAAAAGUAUUUUUCUCGGUAAGACUAAAAAUGUCGAAGAAUGGCGAAUUGUCAUCAAACCAAGGUCCUAGUCGACCAAGUAUGCCUAAACCGGAUUUGAACUUGUUUAACCCUGAAAAACGCAAAAUACUGGAGUUACCAUUAGGAGGGUCACCAGGUGAUGGUGCUGCGUUUUUGCCGUUUUCUGCCAAUAGCUCUUCACAGAAACCGCGGGUACCAUCUCGUACAAUAAGAGAUGUUCUUCCUGAAAAUACAAGAGACAGAUGUAGAAUUUAUCCAACCAUGCAAUCUUCAGGAAAAUUACAGUUGUCUGCGACAGAAAUAUAUGAUUUUACAGCAGAUGACCUUCAAGAUUUGGGCGAAAUUGGACGAGGUGCAUUUGGUGCAGUGAAUAAGAUGGUUCAUCGAAAGACCAACCGUGUCAUGGCUGUGAAACGCAUUCGCUCUACAGUAGAUGAAAAAGAGCAAAAGCAGUUACUGAUGGACUUGGAAGUAGUAAUGAAAAGUAAUGAAUGCCCAUACAUAGUUGAAUUUUAUGGAGCGUUAUUCAAAGAAGGCGACUGCUGGAUCUGUAUGGAAUUAAUGGACACUUCAUUAGAUAAAUUUUACAAGUUCAUAUGUGAGAGGAUGCAAACUCGAAUACCUGAAAAUAUUAUAGCAAAAAUUACUUUGGCUACUGUCAAAGCCUUAAACUAUUUAAAAGAAAAACUUAAAAUAAUACAUAGGGAUGUGAAACCUUCAAACAUAUUACUAGACAGAAGGGGAAAUAUCAAGCUAUGUGACUUUGGUAUAUCUGGCAAGCUAGUUGAUUCAAUAGCGCGCACCCGUGAUGCUGGGUGCAGACCUUACAUGGCGCCGGAACGGAUCGAUCCUGGCCGAGCGCGGGGCUACGACGUGCGAUCCGACGUAUGGUCGCUGGGAAUCACCCUGAUGGAGGUGGCGACGGGCGCCUUCCCUUACCCGCGCUGGGGCUCCGUGUUCGAGCAGCUACAGCAAGUCGUGCAGGGCGACCCGCCGCGUCUCACCAACAAUAAUAACGCAUUCUCCAACAAUUUUGUGGAAUUUGUCAACACAUGUCUCAUUAAGGAAGAAACUCAACGUCCGAAAUACAAUAAGCUUUUGGAGAGUCCAUUUAUUAAAGGCAUUGACCAAAGCAGAGUUGAUGUGGCCGCGUAUGUUUGCGAAGUACUGGAUGCCAUGGAACGAAAUGGCGUAAGUCCUUUCACCACAGAUCAGCCGGCACAGGCGUGGGUAGAUUAAUGCGUCACUGUUACUACAAAAACACUUCUUAUACUUAUCAGUUUACUUACUGGUAAUGGGAUUGAUGUAGAUAAAAAAAGAAACAACCACUUUUGGGUUCAUCUUCUCACAGUACAAAAUAAUAAUUUACUUUUGAGAAAUUAUAAUGUGCAUGUUUUGGGCUCAAAGAGAAGGCUCAUGAGACUAUGACUACCAUACCACCAAUCCUGCAAUGGUGAAAGUCAAAUGCACCCUCAAAGUGCUUGUUCUACGUUCUAUUUCCCUAGAAACAUUUGACAAGUGUUAAGUGUCUAUGUUGACUGGCUUGCCUCCUAAUUCAUACAUGCUGUGUUGCAUUACUUUAGAAAGAGUUUAACUUUAUUGAAGUACUGUAUGAAUCGAUGUAGUAUAUAUUAGGACAAGUAGAACAAUUUUUUAAACCUUGAAGUUUGAUAUGGAUAAAAAUGCAAAAAAUAUACAUCCACAUACAAUUUUGUAUCUCUACUUCUUUCAUAUUGUAAUAUACUUCAAUUUAUUGUUUCGUACUGAUAAUUUUGUUUCAAAUUAUUUAUAAAUACCUUAUUUUAAAAUGUAUCCAAAGUCUAUUCUUCCUUUUAGACAGUUAAUAUGAAGCAAUAAAGUAUAAAAUAAAGAAAAUGUGAAUGUUGAAAAAAAAAUUUUUAAUUUGACCAAUAAAGUUUUAUUCAAUGGGAUAGUCAAGGCCAAUAGCAAGAAAAAAUUAUUUUUCUUAAUUUUAGCAGCUCUCAUACAAUAUGUUCAUUAAAUUAAAGGCCAUCUCUACACAUUUUUGUUUAAUUUUCAUUUUUAGGUGAAUAAUAUACUGGGCUGCGGUGUAUACUAAAAUAUGUAUUUAUUUUUCAUAAAUCCCAAAUAAGAAAAAUACAUGAAACUUAGAAUUUCUCAAAUUUCUUUGUAAUAAUUGGUUAUAAUUUUUUUUCUUAAAGUUCAUUAGUUUUUGUUCUUGGUUAAAAAGUAUUAAAAUAUUAUUUUUUUAAAAAGGGGUUCUCUAUUUUAGUUUCACUAGUGUUUGUAAAUUCAUUCUUCUCACCGUGUAAAAAAAUAUGUUUAUUAAUGUAGUCCAAAGAAUUAUGGGUGGUCUUUUCGUGUUUGGCAAUUUCUACAUUCUGUAAUAUUAAACUAGGUAUUAGAUAGCACUAAUAUGAAUAGCUUCACAGACAAUAUUAAGUAUCACUUGUUUUGUACCUUGUAAAAAAGUUCCAGUUGUGUGGAUAAUUCAUAUUAAUUAUAAGAGGCAACAUGAGAAGAAUAAUAAAAUUAGGAAAGGUUGUUUAACCGUCUAGUCUAUUUAUUUAGUUACUUAAAAAAAGGUAUACAAUCUAGAAAUGUCUUUUAAUCUAAAAAUCAUUAGUUCCUCAUACAAACUUUUUAUGCCAUCAGCAGAUUAGUUCAUUUUAGAACAAAAAGCAAAAUUAAUUUAUUAUGACAUCUGUUGUUUCAGUACUAUUAAUUAAUUUAUUAAUGUUUUUUCAAUAAAAAGACCAAUCAGCAUUGUUAACCCUUAUUUCAGUACCUAAAAAAAUUAACUACAAUUGAUUCAGGUAAAAUAACCUACAGCAAAGUUAUAAAACUAAAAUUUUGUCAUUAUUAGGAGGCCUACUUCACCGUGAUGAUAUCAUAGAAACAAGCUAAGUUGAAAAAAGGUUUCAAUUUUAAAUGUUUGUAUUUUUGCUACCUUAUUUGUUUUGUGAACACACACAGUACAGAAUUGCAAUUUUUUAAAUUUGUAAAUAAUAAAAAAAAUGGGUCAAUAAACAUCAGCCAUUUGUAUGAAAUAAUAAAACCAUUAAAAUGGAAAAAAUCAAACCAUUUUGCAGUUAUAAAAAUAUAUUUAUAAGAUUUGGUUCUCAGUAAGUACUAUUACAUUUUAAGAAAUAGAGUAUGAUAAAUUAGUACAGUUUUGUUUUAUUGCUACUAAUGGUUCUCUCUAAUAAAAAAUUAAUCUUAAGGUAUGAUGUGUCAAAAUUAAUGAAAAGAAAAAAUCAAUGUUUAUUCUAAAACUUCACUAAUUUUCUUUGCAUUUAAAAUCUUACCAUAUUUAACUAAAAGUUUGUACUUUGCCCCAUCAGACAACUGUGGAGACAAAUAAAAUGAAUCUAUUGCUUUUGG